AUGCGUGGCCUGGCGCAGGCUCUCCUGCUGGCGCCGGCCCUGGUGGGAGCCGCUCCCUCCAGGAUCGACAUGACAAAGGCCCAAGACGCCUCGCCUUCGACCUUUGUCACGUUCAACAUCCCCCCGGGCUUCAACGAGGACAAGCCCAAGCCCUACACCCUCCGUCUCGAAGUCCUCGAGGCCCCCUCCCCCUGCGCCUACCCAAACGUCAAGGUCAAUGACAACCCCCUCUCCCUGGGUGGCCACACCCUCGGCCGCGGCAACUUUGCCGGCGACCACGACGGCACCGCCUUCAUCGCCACCUGGUCCACCACCUGCGCCGGCGACGAGCAGCUCCUCCGUUUCACCCUCGAGUCCCUCGCCGGCCGCACCCUCGCCUCCGACCUCGCCUUCGUCGCCCGCUUCCGCCAGACCGCCCCGGCCGCCAUCCUCGAGAUCGCCGGCAACGUCCAGGUCUCGGAGCAGCGCCCCGCGGUCCCCUCCAAGGACUUGCCCCAGUUCGACCGCCACGACCCGCGGCCCGGCGACGACGAGGACGGCCUGCUCGAGGACCCACCCUUCCCGCCGCCGCCUCACCACCACGUCGGCAACCACCCGGACAACCACCCCGGCGAGCACCACGGCGAGCACCACCACGAGGAGCACCGCCCUCACAAGCCUGGCCGUCCCGCGUCCCCCGAGGAGGAUGAGCACGUCCUCGCCGAGCUGCGCGAGCUCGACUGCCUCCGCCACCAGCUCCACGCCCUCAAGCACGCCAUCCACAUGAAGGAGUCCCGCCUCGCCCAGGACCACGGCGUCUUUGUGUCCCACCGCGGCCACCGCGCCUUCAAGGAGUGCGACUCGGUCAAGUGCGUCAUCGAGACCUUUAUGCACCGCGUCGCCGGCGGCUUCCGCGGCAAGGGUAGGGGUCACCAUGGCGGCCCGGGACGCGACCACCACGGUCCCCCGCCCUCGUGCCCCGGCUUCCCGUUCCCCGAGCACGGACACCACGGAAAGGGAAACCACACUCUCCCGCCUCCGCCUCCCCCUCCGGGAUUCUGCCACUGCGCGCCGCCUCCCCCUGAGGGGCCUCCGGACGGACCUCCCGAAGGACCCCCUGAGCCGCCCAAGAACCCUCCUCACCACGGCCACCACGAGGGACCUCCUCCCCCGCCGUUCCACGAGCCUCACCGUGGACCUCCUGGACACCACGGCCCGCCCCUCCUCCCUUUGACGAGCCGGAUCACGGGCCCUCCUCACCCUCCCCCGCCUCCCCCCUUCGACGAGCCCUUCCACGGUCCUCCUCACCACCCCGAGGGGCCUCACCACGGCGGCCCUCCCGGCUUCCCUCCCGAGGGACCCCCUCCCGACUUUGAGGCCGAGCAUCCUCUGGACGUCGACGGCUCGGAACACCGCCCUCACCCUCACGGCCCCCCUGGCCAUGGCAUUCCUCCCCCUCACCCCCCUCCUCCAGGCUUCCACGGCCACCACGGCCCCCACGGCCGCGGCCUCCCCCUCCCCGUAAAGAUCACCCUCGCGACCCUCCUCCUCGUCGGCGUCGUCGCCCUCGUGCACGCCGUCAUCUCCCGCUUCUCCUCGCGCCGCGAGGCCCGCCGCGAGCGCAAGCACUCCCGCCGCACCCGCCACCGCCGUGACCACCGCGAGGUCCGCAAGGAGGCCUUCAAGGCGUCCCUGGCCGACGUGUGGUCGCGCAUGUUCGCCGACCGCAUCCCCGCGGACGCCGAGGACGAGGAGAAGCGCGCCUUCCUGUCCGGCGCCGCCGCCCGGCCCCGUCCCUCGACCUCGUCCGACGAGGGCGACUUCGAGACCAUGGAGAGCAUGAGCUCCGAGAUCACCCAGUUCCGCAACGCCGCGACGCUGGUGACGGAGAUGGUCGCCGCCGAGGAGCGCAGGCAGAGGAUGCGCGAGCAAGAGCAGCAGCAGCGUCUCCAGAUGCCCAUGCGCCACGCCCACCCCCGCGGCCCCGCGGUCGCGACCCCGCCCAGCCCGACGGCCGCCUUCGCCGAGUACAUGGGCGACGACGUGCUCCCCGCGUACGACGAGCACGCCCCCUCGGUGGUGGUCUCGGACGGCUUCAGCAGCUACUCGCCCGGCUCGACCGAGUACGUCCCCGGCGCGUCGUCGGACACGGCGUCCAACAUUGACAGCGUCCUGGGAGACUCCAAGAACUGA
Messenger RNA from Colletotrichum spaethianum, 2172 nucleotides. RefSeq lists its product as uncharacterized. The coding region runs from base 1 to 2172 and encodes 723 amino acids. The record is from RefSeq and is a predicted model, not a curated record. The transcript has 5 exons. Gene Ontology annotation, molecular function: actin binding; microtubule binding. Gene Ontology annotation, cellular component: actin filament; cytoplasm. Lineage: Eukaryota; Fungi; Ascomycota; Sordariomycetes; Glomerellales; Glomerellaceae. Gene Ontology annotation, biological process: actin filament polymerization.